UAUAUUAAUAUUUUAGUUGAGAUUUUUGAGGUGAAAUACGUCCCAGAAAUGUUCUUGACAGGCUUUGUUAGAUUCACCCAUUUAUUAAUCUAGAUUCCUGUAUUUUGACACGAGAGAUUCUGAAUCCUUUAGGAGAGCGUGAGCAUUGAAUCUGCGCAUGCGCGCUGCUGACUCGCCGUAAUCCUUCCUCGCGCAUCUGCGCGUGCUGGAGAGAAACAGGCUGAAUUAAGAACCGAAUCAAAUAAACAACCGCGGAAGCAUAUACACACGCACAUCAAACCGCGCUUUAGACACACGCAUGUUGUCAUCAUGAUGAGUCCCGCGAGGAGACGCGUGAAAGCCCCGCUGCAGUUCGGCUCCUGGCUGUGUGUGUUUAUGCGGCGCGCGGCAUCAGCAUCAUCAUCAUCAUCCGCUCGAGCCGAAUCAUGAGCGACCGAACGGGCUCACGGAACCGCACACCCGGACGAGCGCAGUUUAGCCGCAGGGAUUUGUCUGCAUCAUCCAUCCGGAUGCUUUCGGUGCUGGACCGGCGUUAAGACCCGCACGUCGGACCGGCGGAACCGGAGCGCUCCUCUCCCGGCCGGGCCCGAGACCACUGCACCUCACCCGAGCCUCUCUCUGCCGUUAAAUAUUCAUAGUCAUGAUCUGAGUGUCAAACUUGAUACUCGGAGUGCCUGAGAGACAGAUGAGAACCUUCACAGCCAACGCUGUCACGUUAGAAACAUCUGCAUGAGCUUUAGAUGAGCCGAGCAGCUGGACCCAGGAGGACAUUCACUGCAGUCUGACCCGCUCAGGGCCUCCGCUGGGCUGGAUGAAAUGUGACGCAUCGUAAUCCCAGUGACAGCUGCGGAAAGAUGAGCCACAGAGAGAGAGAACAUGAUUAGAGGGACUGCGCCGUGACUCAACCAGUCGCAUUGAAAAACAAGACGGGAAGCGGCGCUCCAAUGGAGCCUGGAAACUUUCGAGUUCCUCUUUCAAACCUUUAAGCGGUGUGUUUUUGUCUCUAGUGCUUCAGUAAUGUGUAGUACUGCCAUCCCUGAAGUGUCGUCCUUCCUCUCGGGCGAGGUCACGGCAGGUUAAGCACGUAGAGAGACCGGGCCCGUCGAGCUGAAGGCCUCGCGGACCUUGGAUCGUGUGAACUUCUUUAGCCAGCGGACUCGCAUGCAUGUGUGAGCGCUGCCACUCGCAGGCCCUUCCUGGUGUCGACUAGAGGAGAUGUCAAACUGAGAUCCAGAGCCUUUGACCUUUGUGUGUAUUUAUGUGUAUGAAAGACAAACAGAGGGACGCAGUGUGUGUGUUUAGACGUUGCUCGCUGUCGUGGCAAUGGGGAGUUCUGCGUCGUCUCUGACCACGGACAGAGAGUCAGAUCACGGGUUCGGUACGGCUCCGUUCCCCUCGGCCGCUCCGAUGGGCUGGCUCAGGACCAGCCACAGCAGUCCCGUGUGGGGAACCACUUUCAUCACACGCCAACAGCAGCAACAGCAGCCCGUCCCACACAGAGAACGCAGUAACUCUCAUUCUCCUGGUUCGAUGGCAGCAGUUGUGAGGAAUUCUGAUUGGUCAUGCGGACGCUGCACAUUUCUGAACUCCAGCGGUUCCUUGCGUUGCUCCAUUUGCGAAGCUCCCCGGCAGAAGCCGGAUUUGAACCACAUUCUGCGCCUCAGCAGUGCCGAGGAGCCGCGCUGGUCCUGCCCACGCUGCACCCUGACCAAUCACCAUGGAUUAGGCACAUGUUCUGUGUGCGGAGCCGCUCCAGUUACAGCCAACGGACCCAUUCCACCCAAACAGGCCCCGCCCACUCCCGUAGAACCCGCCUCCAGCCCUGAAGCCAAAGGCCAGGUAGCCAAUGGGGAGUCCCGGUGCGCGGAGUCCAACGGGGAGGUGUCUAUGAGUGGGGUGGUGUCGUUGGAGUGGGCGUGUCCUCGUUGUACUUUAGUGAACACUCCGGUGGCGUUGUCAUGCUCAGCAUGUGGUGGUCCAAGAAAACUCUCCUUACCGAAAAUCCCUCCCGAAGCACUAGUGGUUCCCGAAGUGCUUACACCUGUGGCGGGGUUUCCCACGCAAACGACAGGAGCGUCCGCGCCACUUCUCAUUGAUCUGACCGUAGAUUCUCCACCCCAAGUACCUUCCGAAACCCCGUCUCCACCCCCCAUCCCGUUUCUGCCCCCUUCCCUGUCCUCGCUUCAGAAUAACCCCGUGCCUCGAAGCCGGAGGGAAGUCCCGCCCCCUGGGCGGCCCCCAAACCCCGCCCCCUCACCAACAUCACCCUCGACCUGCCCGCCUAACAAAUCCAAGCCCCUCCCACCAUCAGACAAUUACUCAAACAAGCGCCUAAGUGUGCUGGAGGAGGAGGAGCCUAACAACCCCGCCCCUCCAGUCACGUCUCCGCCCUCUUGGAAGUGCCCCGGAUGCUCCGCCCCAACGGCUCCUCCUUCGUCAUCCGCCGGACGGUGCGACGCAUGUCGAGGGUCGCGGCCGGGUUCGGGUGGUGAUGUCAUCGACGUGUUGGGCGAAUCGGUGCGCUUCACGCCGGCGUCGCCGUCCAGCCCGGACUUCAGCUCUUGGGCGUGUUCCAAAUGUACGUUGCGCAAUCCGACGGGAACGGGCCACUGCACGGCCUGCGGGUCGUCCAAGCUGCACGGUUUCUCCGAGCCGUCCAACUGCUCGUCGUGUUCUCGGAAACAACCGCACUCCCACUCGCGUGCCUUCACUCCCGCCUCGUCGUCCUCGGCCUCGUCCCCAUCGGCGCAGGACAAGAUCGUGUGUCAGUGGACGUGCCCUGCGUGCACACUGCUGAACGAAGGGAGGAUGAAGCACUGCGCCGCGUGUCACACCCCGCAGCAGUACCUGAACCUGCGCAAAACUGGGAAACCGCUCAAACGCAGGGAGAGCAUGCAUGUGGAGGCCCGACGACGCACGGAUGAGGGAGAGGCCAAGGAAUUGUGGGAAAAUAUCGUCAGCUUCUGUAGAGAGAACGCGGUGAACUUCGUGGAUGACAGUUUCCCCCCUGGCCCGCGUUCGGUCGGGUUCCCCGAGAAUGACAGCGUCCAGCAGCGAAUCAAAAAGUGGCUCCGCCCUCAUGAGAUUAACUGCAAUAAUUUUAAGGAUCGUGGUGUGAAAUGGUCCGUGUUCAGGACGCCCCGCCCCUCUGACAUUCUGCAAGGCCUUCUGGGUAAUUGCUGGUUUUUAAGCGCUCUGGCAGUGCUAGCGGAGCGACCCGAGUUGGUGGAACGUGUGAUGAUCACCAGAACCAUGUGCCAUGAGGGAGCGUAUCAGGUCCGGCUCUGUAAAGAUGGAACGUGGACGACGGUUCUGGUGGACGACAUGCUGCCCUGCGACGAAUACGGCUUUCUGCUGUUCUCACAGGCUCAGCGGAGGCAGCUGUGGGUGGCGCUGAUAGAGAAGGCUCUGGCGAAGCUGCACGGCUCAUAUUUUGCGCUGCAGGCCGGCCGUGCCAUCGAGGGUUUGGCGACGCUCACUGGCGCCCCCUGUGAGAGUCUGAUGCUGCAGGUCAGCUCAACCAACCCUCGUGAAGAACCAAUCGACACGGACCUCAUAUGGGCCAAGAUGCUCAGCUCCAAAGAGGCGGGUUUUCUGAUGGGAGCGUCUUGUGGAGGCGGAAACAUGAAGGUUGAUGACGCUGUUUAUGAAUCUCUGGGACUCCGUCCGAGACACGCGUACUCCAUACUGGACGUCAGAGACGUUCAGGGCUACAGACUGCUGCGUUUGAGGAACCCCUGGGGCCGCUUCUCCUGGAACGGAUCCUGGUCGGACGAGUGGGCCGACUGGCCUCAGCAUCUGCGUCACGAGCUCAUGGCUCACGGCAGCAGCGAAGGCGUGUUCUGGAUGGAGUACGGAGACUUCAUUAAGUACUUUGACUCGGUGGAUAUCUGCAAGAUUCAUGCUGAUUGGCAGGAGGUGCGUCUGCAGGGCUGCUUCCCGUGCCGGGCGAGUAAACCGGUGACCGUGACCGCGCUCACAGUCCUGGAGAGAACCGCGCUGGAGUUCGCCCUCUUCCAGGAGGGCAGCAGGCGCUCAGACACGGCUGACAGUCACCUGUUGGAUCUGUGCAUCAUGGUCUUCCGGGCCUCGUUCGGGAACGGGAAUAAGCUGGUGCUGGGCCGUCUGCUAGCACACAGCAAGCGCGCGGUGAAGAAGUUUGUGGGAUGUGACGUGAUGCUGGAGCCGGGAGAGUACGCGGUGGUUUGCUGUGCCUUCAACCACUGGCAGAUGGACCUGACCGGGACGUCAACACCAGUGUCCAGCCCCACUAACGCUCGGAGACCCAGUCAGGAUUACCCAGGGUACAUCUUGGCCAUCUACAGCUCCAGACAGGUGAUGGUGGAGCAGGUGGAGGCCCCGUCCACAACACUCGCUGAUGCCAUCAUCCUGAUGACGGAGAACAAGGGAGAGAGACAUGAGGGUCGUGAAGGGAUGACAUGUUACUACCUGACUCACGGGUGGGCGGGGCUUAUCGUCGUCGUGGAGAACCGUCACCCGAAGUACUACCUCCAUGUGUCAUGUGACUGUACUGACAGCUUCAAUGUGGUGUCGACCCGAGGCAGCCUGAAGACCAUCGACAGCGUGCCGCCCUUGCACAGGCAGGUGCUGGUGGUCCUGUCCCAGCUGGAGGGGAACGCUGGGUUCUCCAUUACACACAGACUGGCCCAUAGGAAAGCAGCGCAGGCGUCUCUGGGCGACUGGACGUCGAGUAAAGCCACACACUCGCCCCAACUUACCCCGGACACUGACGGACUGCACAGACCGCGGCCGCUUUGACACACGCUUAAACACACACACACACACACAUAGACCCGUGCUGAUGAACGCACACGCAGGCACUGAGACGUUCUGGGUGGAACUACUGAGCCAAUCACACGUCUGCUCGCUGAGCCAAGACCCGCCCCCUGCACACACACACACACACACGUGUCAUGAUGAACUGUCAUUCAGAUCCGCUCCUGGAGUCUCGCCUGCGUCUCCUGUCAGCUGACUUCACUUUUUAGUUUCUUUUACGUGCGCUCAGACAGAGAGUGAAUCUCACGAAAAUAUUUCAUGAGGCUCAUUUCACCCAAAACAAAACAAUUCAUCAAAAAGAAAAAUAUGAAAUUAAAAAAAAAAAAGCUAAAUGGAGCCUGUUUCUUGAAUCAUUAUAUAUUAGGAGAAAAAAAACAGCACAUUUUCACAUCUUAAAAUUCACAUUAUUUUAAGACUUCUUAAUUUUUAUUAUUAUUAUUAGUAGUAUCAAUUAUAUUAGAUUAUUUCCAUUGCAAUUAACCACAUUUUCCCACAAAUUCACACUUUUGGAUAAUCGUAUCAUUUUUAUUAUUUCGAAUUAUUUUAACUAGAUUCAGAUUACUUGAAUGCAGUGUUUUUGCUGGAUUGUAAAUCAUAAAGUAUGAUUUUUCUUGCUGGAGGAACAACAUAAAAGUUAAAAAUGAUAAUUUUUAUCAGGGUUUUUUUGCCACAUUUCAGUAAUGAGAAUAUAUUUUUUGCAUAAUUUCAUCUGAAUUUGGGGCAAAAAUAUCUUAACAGCCCAACAUAAAUGUUUAAUUUCCUUAAUUAAUUUAAAUCUUUAUUCUUUCUUCAAUCUUACGGUGAAGUGUGUCAAUCUCAUGACAUGUUUUGUGAGAUUUAGGUUUCUCGCCAUUCUGAUAGCCAAUCAGCAAACUGUUCUGGGGUCACAUGAUCUGCAUACUUGAUUUCAGUGGAAGGCCUCGUGUGCGAGGGGUUUAUGUGGGCGCGUUACGUGCGUAAACCAUCUUUUAAUUUAUGCGUUUUAGUAAAGCGGAAGCACAAGUUGAGCUGCGAGCUGAUCUGUCAUCAGUUUGGUCCCGUGAGCAUGAUGAUGUCACCGCUGGACGACCUGUGCUGGAUGUGAUUGGUCGACUCGAGUCUCUCUGUGCACUGAUGUUCAGUCCAGCGUCUCUGCAUCUUGAGUACCGGUGUGUAUUUCCCCUCUGGAUGUGUGUUGCUCAUUGUCUCCCUCUGUUGGUGGCUCUGGUGUGACGUCACACACAUUCUCUGUCUGUCUUUUGUGACGUCACACUCGUUGUCUGUCUUUCUUUUUGUAAAUUGUACAGCGCUGUUCCCCUCUGCACAAUCCAAUCUGAAGUACUCGCUGUAAUUAUACGGAUCUCUGUCGGGCGGGAGUAUAAUAUGUAGAAUAUUUUAUUGAUUCUUGGACAAAAAAAUGUAUAAAAGUCUAAAAAUCUGUACGGUUCAUUUGCAAUCUCAGGUUCUGUUGGACCAAAUGACAAAUAAAGUUGUUUUUUGUUUCUUUAUUUUUUAAUCAAGAAA
Molecule: messenger RNA, 6300 nt
Organism: Pimephales promelas (fathead minnow)
Lineage: Eukaryota; Metazoa; Chordata; Actinopteri; Cypriniformes; Leuciscidae
Gene: capn15
Product: calpain 15
Biological process (GO): proteolysis
Cellular component (GO): cytoplasm
Molecular function (GO): calcium-dependent cysteine-type endopeptidase activity
Source: RefSeq, a predicted model, not a curated record